AUGGAGGGUAUCUGCCAUACCAAGGGAAGACAGAAAGGAGUCAUCAAACUGAUCCAGACUCAUUGUGAACAAAGCUCAAGGAAGAUAAUUGAAAGGAUCAGAUGCAAGACUAGCUCCUCAACAAACAAACACCAACAGCAUACAGCAUCACCAUGCAAUGCCGGCAGAACCCGCCAAGGAGGAUCAGACCGUUCAAAAGUUGAAUUAAAGCCUCUGGCACCUAACUUGGCCAUAAUGUCAGCACAGCUAUUCCCUCUCUGA
Dovyalis caffra is the source of this 261-nucleotide messenger RNA. The record is from the annotation of a GenBank genome assembly. NCBI's taxonomy places the organism in Eukaryota, Viridiplantae, Streptophyta, Magnoliopsida, Malpighiales, Salicaceae.